GAAGAAGAGGAAGAAGAGGAAGAAGGUGAUGCUGAUGCUGAUAGUGAUGAUGAUGAUGAUGAUGAUGAUAGAGACGAAGAUGAAGACCAAGAAGAGAAGGCCAAAAAAAUAGAAGAUGCAAGUCCUGAAAAGGAACAAGCCCCUUCAGCUGAUCAGGUAAAAGGAAAAUUACAGCCGACUAACAAGGGCAAAAAGGAUAUAACAACUUACGGCGUAACGAAGGAGAAAACCCCAAAAAUUAACAAUGGGUACUUUAGUGGAAAAGAUGCCAAAAGAGACGAGCAGCCUCCAAAAUUUAAGGUAGAGGAUGUGCAAUACGUUUCCCACGACUUAAGCUAUGAAGGUGACAGUCUCCUAAGCGAGAUUCAAGUCUGUCAAGUUCGAACAAACUCUGGAAAGCCUAUCUGGGUUCCAAUGGAUGACUAUAUACAGCUUAAAGAUAAGUAUGUUAAGCAGCAGUCUGAGAAGGAGGAUGAAUGGGACGAUGGAAUUGUAAAUGAGGAAGAUAUGAAUCGGCAGAACGCAGACGUCGGAAGAUAUAUAUGA
Molecule: messenger RNA, 546 nt
Organism: Bipolaris maydis ATCC 48331
Lineage: Eukaryota; Fungi; Ascomycota; Dothideomycetes; Pleosporales; Pleosporaceae
Source: RefSeq, a predicted model, not a curated record